This is a messenger RNA of Felis catus (domestic cat), 2848 nucleotides long. Its product is annotated as 39S ribosomal protein L42, mitochondrial-like. NCBI's taxonomy places the organism in Eukaryota, Metazoa, Chordata, Mammalia, Carnivora, Felidae. The record is from RefSeq and is a predicted model, not a curated record. Gene Ontology annotation, cellular component: mitochondrial large ribosomal subunit.
CGACGGGCCGCUCCUGGCCCCGCUCGCUCUGCGGCCCACGUGGUGCGGCGGCGCGUUGGCGGGGCGCCCGGCCUUGCGCCCCCGCCCAUUGUGUGCUGGCCCCCGGGCUUCACCACAGCCGCCGGCUGUCCCCCGCCCCGCCCAGCCCGUGCGCGCAGGCCGGGCCCUCCCUUCGGGAAGCUGGGGUGGCUCGCUCCGCGCGCUCUGACGCCCUCUCCGCGGGCUGGUCUGGGACCCUGCGCCUGGCCGGCUGGACUGUCUGCUGUCGCUUAGCUUUUCGUACUCCAGACCUGGCAGCCCCCCCCCCCCCCCGGAGGCCUGCCCCACUUGGCCCUACUCCGACACCCUCUUCUCGGCCAAGGGGUCGCCCGUCCACACCAAAGGGAAAACGCGAUCGUAGUCCGCCACUACCACAAAUUAUGCAGUCGAGUUUCCCACAUUUGGGGAAAUCAAUGAGGUCAGCACGUCCAGAGUGCAAUGGAUAAGCCUCACCCUGGGAAAACCACCUUCGUGAUCAUGGUAUCUCCCCUGCCAGAUCCUUUCAGGAAGAAUUGCUAAUGAUGUACUUCAGGAAGAAGAAACUUGUACUCAUACAAAGGAGUGAGGAAUGAGGGCAGGUGACGGAAGCAAGAUCUUGGCAAAGGUCUUGGCUCAAAAAAGCAAUGGUAAGAAUGGGUAAAAUGAUCAAAAACAACCAUUUCAGCACUCGGGAAGUUAACCAAAGGCAGACAGCAAAUUGAAAGGCAAUUCAACAAAACACUUGGCAGCCUCAGUAAUACCAAUGGCGUCUGUGACAUUGUAUUACCAGGUGACUCCUGUUUCCCUUCCCCCACCCCCAAAGGCCAGGACACGGUAGCCACGAGAAUUGGCCGCCUUCCUGCUGCUGGAGGGGCUGACCUGAUUUCGGAGCUCUGCAAAAAAAAAAAAAAAAUUCAUAAUUGAGAGGUGAUGUUGAAAAUAAUAUCAAUUAGUGGCAAAGCAUUGGGGGAAGGCCAGUGUCAUGGCCACCUAAGGCUUCAAUGCCAUUUGGGACAAGCAAGCGACCAGCCAAAAUUUUAAGAAGAUCUGGGGCACAAGAUAGCCAUGGGGGACUUUGGGAAGCACCAGCGUAUUCCUGGGGAUCCGGAAGCACACACACACUAAGAGCUGCGUGUACAUGUAGGAGAGGACUCAACCCUGGAUCCCUGGCUGACCACGAGGGCCUAUGAGGCAGAAAGUAAACUCCAAGUCAGACUUGCAGCCUGCCUGACUUUUGUGUUCCCCAGCCCACACUCUAAGGUCCGGUUGGCAAAGGGCAGAAAGAGGGCGCUCCUUCAAGGUAUUUAAGGAAAACUUCUGACCAACUAAUGACUGGCCACUAAGCUGUGCUGAGCCAGGAGUGGUCCCUAGGAAGGCUGGUUUAAAAACAAAAAUAAGAACCAAAACAAGCAAGCAAACUGAACAGAGGCUUCGGUUGUCCCACACUGCGGGGAAGACAAAACAUACAGAACUAGUCCAGGCAAGUCACCAAAUGACCAACCAGACUACAAUAAUGACGAAAUCUACAAUCAGCACCUCUGGGAGCUCAGAAGCCUGAAAUACAUUAUCUAAGAUGUCCCAUCUUCGACAGAAAAUUACAAGACAGAUCUCAUUUAAUCCUCCCCACAGAGGAGUUUCUAGCUCGCAUUCGGGGAAAAUAAGGCUCAGAGAGAUGAAGUCACUUGCUCUAGAUCAUACAGCAAAUACACGGCAGAGCUGACACACUAACUCUGUGUGAGUGAUGUGCAGAGAAACAGGAGAAUAGCCCAAACACAGGGAGAAAAGCAGUAACUAGGAACUUGAGUUGGAGGGGGGCCCAGAUGCUGGACUUAGUACUGACAAAGCAAUGACAAAUAUGUUCAAAGAACUAAAGGAACACAUAAAGGAUGAAAGGAAAGUAUGAUAGUCACUCAUCAAGUAGAAAAUAUCAAAAGAGAGAUACUGAUUUUGGAUGUUCUGUUGAGAACAACAGUGAGAAAAAAUUUCUGUUGUUUUAAGCCAUCGAGUUUUUGGCCAUUUGUUACAGCAGCCACCAGAAGCUAAUACAGACAGACCCUAAAUGUAAAAACCGUAUGCUGUGGCUAUUGGGAGUGCGUUAAAAAUACAUAGCCAUAGGAGGUAAGAUGGUGAGCUCGCAGUGAGCGUAUGUCAGGGAUGAAAAUAGGUACGCCUGGAAGCAGAUUUUAAAAGCAGUUUCUCCGGGUCGUCUUCUUUCACACCACCGGAUAAGCGUCUUGAGUCACCAUGGUAUUAGCGGCAGUAAAACGGGUGAUAUCAGACAGAACUAUCCGGAAACAUUUAUUUCCAAUUCAAAAUGGAGCUUUAUAUUGUGCUUGUCAUAAAUCUACGUAUUCGCCUCUUCCAGACGACUACGAUUGCAAAGUAGAGCUUGCUUUGACAUCUGAUGGCAGGACGACAGUAUGCCCUUCUGUGGACGUUCCGUAUGAACAAACAAAACCUAUCCCACGGCCAGAUCCUGUGCAUAAUAAUGAAGAAACACACAAUCAAGUGCUGAAAACCAGACUAGAAGAAAAAAAUGAACCCUUUGAGCAAGGACCUAUGAUAGAACAACUUAGCAAAAUGUUCUUUACUACUAAGCACCGUUGGUAUCCUCGUGGACAGUAUCAUAGACGUCGUAGGAAGUUGGAUCCUCCCAAAGACAGAUGAUAUUGAGGUUUUCAGGAAUCAAAGAGAUGUUAUCUUGUGUCUUAUUUGCCAUUUGAGAAAAUGCAAUUGAGUAUAUUCACUGUUAGACAGCAAAACAAUAAUAAAAUGUCUUUAUAUAUUAAAAAAUAUAUAUAACCAUAAAUAUAUGUAUUUGAGAAUAAGA